GAUGCGCUGUAAAGGUGGACCGUCAUAGUGUUGCGUUUACGGUGAGCUUCGCCCUCUGCUAAAUUAAAACAAAGUGUGGUGCAUAUUUGUUGAUGUUAACCUUAAACGUGGAUUAAACUGUCAAAAUGGACUUGAUUUGUCCAUCAAUAGUGCAUCAACGUCCAGCUAAAAGUAGACACAGAACUUGAAACUGGGACUAACCUAAUUCAAGGUGAAGACUCCAUCCAUGUUCACACCGCCAUGGUGAACGGCAAUGUCGAUAAAAACAGCACCUGUUCCAACUUGAAACCAGACGAGGAAAAUGUUCAUCAACAGACGGAACCCAAAAACGUUUCUUCUCCAAUAAAAGAACCUACAGCUUCCUCUUUACGAAAAUCUUCCAACUCCCCAGUGUCAUGUGAAACUGAGAAGGAUAAUGCUGAUGCAGGGGGCGAGGAAAUUGGUCCUAGAGAAAUGGCCGAGUCUCCCACCAAGCCAACUACCAGUCUGUUUUGUAGUGUUCCCUUAACCAAGUUCCGUUCAGUUCUAAGUAGUGCAGGUGGUAAAAACGACGACGAAGAAAAUUCUUCGAAAUUGAAGCAAGUUUCCCGGAAAUUACUCUGUUUAUACUGUGAUCGAACAUUUGUGAGUUCCAAUCUUCGGCAAAAACACGUGGAACGUUGCCAUUCGGAAAAACAGAGUCGUAGGCUAAGUUCGCGUAAAUUGCAAAGUCAGUUCACCACAACUGCAUGUUUUCACUGUGAUAAGUUGCCUGUAGAACAUUCUCUAAGGCAGCUAUUUGAACAUCUUAUUUCGGCACAUCCUCAAAAAUAUUUCGGGUGUUUACUUUGUGAGGAGCGAUUUUUGACUAAGUUACAACUGAAUGAUCAUAAUACGAAACUUCAUGAUUUGUCCCAGAAAGAUCUACAAAAUUCACAUCCAGGAAAGGUUAGUAAAGGAUCAGAAAAUAGUGAUGAAGCGAAAAAAACAUCCACUGGCAUUAAUGAAGAAAAAAAAGACAAGGAACAAAAGACCUCUGUAAAUCCAGAUAAAAAGAAAAAAACAAUUAAAUCUAAAACUCCCCCCAGGCAACUAAGAAACAAGAAGAAAGUCAGCAUUAAAGCUUCGAAAGUUGGGUCGAAAAGGAGUAAAAGGUUACAAUCUGCUCAAAAUAAAGUUCCUUCUAAAAAAAAGAAAACGAAAACAGUAACGCCAAAAUCCGAAGAGAGUACUUCGAAAACAACAGACAGAGUGAAAACUACCCCUGUUAAUCCCUAUCCAGAAUUCGAUUAUUAUUACCGUGUGAAGAAAAUAACCGAUCAUUCAAUAGAUAAUUUAAAAAUAAGUUCGUUAACAUUUGACGAUGUUUUCGACAAAGCCUUCUUUAAUCGUAUCAAGUGCAAUAUUCAAGAAAAUUUGUUGUAUCAUUUAGAUGGCAAGCUUUUCAAAAAUGAAGAAUCGGAAAGCAGAAUAUCAAACUUUGAAAAGAAUCCGCCAUCUCAAGAAGUGGCCAGUACCACUUCCGAAAAUUUUGGUUGUGAUUUAUCUUUGAAUGCAGUCACACCAGUUACUUCAAUUUUGGCUUCAAAUUUUGGGGAAGAUUUGGAGUCACAAAUUGAAUAUGGGUCGAAACCUUCAAAGAAAAAAUUACAGGUACGGCAGGACCCUGUUAGGCAUAAAUAUGUAACAAGGAGAAAGUACCAAGCUAGUAUUCUUGAACACAAAGAAAACAGAGAUCUCAGUAAAUUAGAUAUGUGGACCCAAUUGGUCAUUAAAGAUCGUCAGCAAAAGGUGUUGAAUGGUCAAAAAAGUGCCAAGGAAAUAUUAGAAUAUACAAUCUGUGCGGAGUACAAAUUGGAAGUUCAGAGAAAUGAAUUGAAUAGAAUAUUAGACCGAAGAGGCCCCUUCGAAGAUCUAAAGGAAGAAGCAAGCAAGAAAGCCGCUCUGGAACAACUCAAUUCUGAAUCUUACAAUGAAAUAAGUGAAGAAUGUUUUAAGGAAGUUCGCUUUCUCAUGGAAGAUCUUUUAAUGAAAGUUGUUGAAAAUUGUACCACUGAUGAAGUAGAACCUGUUAAUAAAGUUGAGCUCGGCGAAAAGGCAGAAUUUCUGGAAAAAGAAGAUAUACCAGAGCUACCAGACUACUUGAAACUUCGAAGGACUUCAUCGUUACCUAGCGAAGAAGAAAUCGAUAAGUCUGAUAAAAUAGCAUUGAUUUGUUCAUCACAGGAAACGGAAAACUAUGAGUUACCAACCAAUACAGUCAGAGAUAAAGAUGAAAUGAUAGAACUAUCUGGAGAGUGGGCACGUUCUCGUAUUUAUGUGUGUGCAGCGUGUGGAUUGAAGGUUCCAAAUAUGAAACUUCUUAUCGACCAUAAAAGUUUGUAUCAUCCAAACUCUUGGGUACAGCACUAUGAACUAGUAGGCAACCAAAGUGAACUAUACAGACAUUUGUGUAUACCUGGACUAGGAAAAGUGGGUUACGUAGAAGAAACAGUUCCGUGUAAGUCGUGGUUGAAAAGUGAAUCACGUGUGUGCACAAAGUGUGGGAAAGUAUGUAAUUCACUAUCCGAGUUACACAGACAUAUUUUAGAAUGUGGGGGAGAUUGGACUUGGAUGUUGGCAAGGAAAAAGUGCAAAUAUAGGCCAUUUGGAGCAAGGAAGAAGAGAAGAGGUUUGGUUAAAAGGAUACGAGUAAGUAAUCAAAAGACUGAUCAAACUGAGAAGAAAAAAUAUAAGAAGACUUUUGAAGGUCCCAGACAACGUCCAAGUGAUGCUGAAACUAUUCAAAGGAUGUUGGCUAACCUUCCACCUAAAAGGUCAUCUCGUAAAAGUAUUUGUAUGAAGGAUGGUUUUCCAAGGAAUCGCCAGAAAUCUCCAAAGAAUAAGAAACAAGUAAUGAAAUGUGGCAAAAUUGUUAGGCACAAAUCUACAUAUGAUGGUAAUGUAGAAACAACAAAAAAUCCCAGUAAUCUUAAAAAAGCUUCAGUGAGGCAAACUCUCAGAAGCAUAAGUAGGACAUUAUCCAGUAAAAUAUUAGAUACAAAUAGUAAAUUGAAAGCUAAGAGACAGUUGAUUCAGAAGAUUAAUAGACGUUCGCCUAGAAAGAAUUCACAAAAUAUUUCGGCAGCUACAGAUGAAGUUAUAACUAAUGAAGAAGGGGAAAGCAAUAGUCAGAUAAAUAUAAAAAAGACUUCAAGUAAUAUAAAAAAUGAAGGCCAUCUGAGUAAAAUUAAAACAGUCCUGAAAGAAAAAGUAAAUAUGAAAAAUUUCUUUCCAGUUUCCAAACGCAAGACCACAAAAAAUACUAUAAAAAAGACAGAAAUUUCAAAUUCUGAUUCCGGUCAGCCUGAACAAAGUGCUGUGGAAAAUAAUGCUUCUAGAAAAACAAGUAAUAAACCAACAAAAAAUGUGAUGAAGUCAAUAAAAAAUUCUUUAAAUCCCAAUAAAAAAACGAAAGCAAAUUCCAAAAAUGAUGCAAAUAUAGGAGGUAACUCUGAACCCAUUGUUGUGAUAGAAAAAUUACCUCAAAUAGAACAAACUGAAAAGAAACCAUUACCAACACAAUCAGCCAAGAAAACAUCUAACAAGAGGAAGCUGAGAAGUAGCUUCCGGAAAGUGAUAGACAAAGUUAAGAAACUGAAAUUAGACAAUACUACUUCCUUAACUCCCAGUGAAAGGAAUGAAGUUGGUAUAAAACAUGUGAAUUCUUUUUUAGGCCAAGGAGCAAGAGAAAGAGAGAAACUAGCGACUGUUUUGGUACCCUUAGUAGAAGAAACAAAAGAAAGUCCACCAUCAAACCUUGCAUUUGUGCAGAAUGCAAUGGAUAAUAAUUCUCCUACUGAAGAGUCUCUGAUACCUGAAAAUAUUUUCAAUUUUCAACAUAAUUCUGAAGAUCUCCUUCAGGCAAAAAGUCCUUUGGAAUCUCUAACUGAUGAUGUGAAAAGACAUGACAAGAGAAAAUGUUUCAGUGUUAUGAGUGCUAAAGUGAAAAAUAUUCCUGAAUCUGAUGAAGACCAUAAGAUAACAUCUGAUAGGGUUGAAACAAAAAGUGACAUUAUCAAACCUGCUAUUUCCAAUAAUACACCUGCUACACCUGAUAGUCAUGAAGCAUUUGAUAAGAAAAGCAUGUCUUUGCUAAGCAUAGAGACUUCUGUUAAGUCAGAUAAAAGCCCUCUGAUAAGUCCAGUUUUGAGUCCAUCAAUGUUAUCUCCAAGAAUGAAGGGAAAAAUUCGAAAGCCCAACAGAGGUUUGAAUGAUUGCAUAGCCAUGUUAACGAAAAAAGCAUUUGAGGAGACACAUAAAACUGAAAUUGUUCCUGAAUCUGUCAAAUCUGUUGAAAAGCCAUGUUUGGAUAACAAGAAUGAAGCUCACAAAAUCAUUCGAGCAAAUGAAUGCAUUUUGAAGAUUCCCAUAAUCGAAGUUAAUACUCAACUCCAGUCGGAGGUACUAGAUUUAUCAAAGCCAAAAAGAAAUUUGGAAACCCAUGAUCUAACUCCUAGAAAAGCUGUUGAUUUGCCAAGUCCUAAGCCAACAUUAUGGAAUCCUGUAAAUGAUAUUUUGUGCAAUAAUCCAACUAUCAAUGAUUCAAAGAUUACGUUGCCAACAUCUAGUACAAAAAUACAAAAUACAAUUGUCAGUCCUAGUAUUGCAAAAGCAAUUCUGAAAAUACCCAAAUUUGUUGAAGUUUCCCGUGGUAACAAUGUUGAUAACAUAAUUCAGGGAGUAAUAGAAAAUUAUGAUGAACCUUUAAUUAAAACAGAAACAAUUAAGCCUUAUUUAAAAGUUCCCUCUGUUGGUCUGCUGAAUUCAGUUGAUAAAGUUAUAGAGGAAGUUGUGAAAGGCAAUUUUGAAAAUUCUUCAAUCAAAGAAAUUUUUAUGGAAAAAAUGGAAUCUCCAGUAGAUAAAAAGGAUGUGUUAGAGGGAAACAAUACUCUAGCUGUGCACAAAACACCAAAAUUUAAAAAAGCAAAGAAAAGGGCAGAAGAGUCUAAUUCUUUGAAAGAUGAUGUAACUUCCAUUAGCUCAGCAAACGAAACACCAUCUUUAAAAGAAGACUCUGAAUUAGACAAAUCAACACACAUAGAAGUGGAUAAAGUGGAUUCUCCACAAAUAAUUUCAACUCCACACGAUUCUACAUUGAGUGAACCAGUCCAAGAACACAUAGGUAGCAAUAAACUGAAUGCAACUGCUGAAGAAACAUUAGCCGAAAAACCAAUAAAUGAUGUAGAAUCUAACCUAAAUGAUAGACCAGAUGAAAUCGCCGUUCCUGAUUCUUCAGUUAUUGCAGAUAUUGUAACAGUUAGUGAAUCAUCUAAGAAAAAGGCAUCUAAGAAAGGUAAAAAAAUAGGAGAAGUAAGAAAAAGAACUGCUAAAAAAUCGCCAAAUAAAUUCAAUAAGAUGAAAGAACAAGAUUCUAAUGUAGAAGAACCAAAUAUGAAAGUGGUUGCAGAUAAUCAAUUGCCUAUUUUACUCCAAACAAAUGAGCCUGAUAUGAAAGUAGUUGCAGAUAAUCAAUUGCCUAUUUUACUCCAAACAAAUGAGCCUGAUAUAUUGGAAGAAAAGAAAAUACAUAUCAGUGAUGAGAAACCAGCUUCCUUUUCUACAAAUACUUCUAUAAGCCUACCUACCAACAAUUCUUGUGUUAUAUCAAUUCCAGAGUUGAUAUCAAUGGGGGAAGUUUCUAAACUUCAUGAAGAAGAAAAUAAAUUGAUGAAUGAUCUAAAAGAAAAUUCGGAGAAGAGUCUAGAAUGUAAUGAGAACGUGAAUGUCUCAGUUGAUGUGUGCAUUUCUACACCAGAAAAUGAAAAUGUACCAAAAGCUGUUGAUGAAAUAAGUGCAGAAAAUGAUUUUAAAACUAGUUCAACUGAUUCUGAGGAUGAAUUGCCCUUGUUAGUCCUGAAAAAUAGAAAUAAAGUAGACCUUUCGAAGAAAAUUCCAGCUGUAGUGGAAGAAACUGAAAAAGAAUUAUCUAUUGAAAAUGAGACAAAUGAAGUUGAACUACCAAAAUGUAAUGAAGAAAAUACUGAAGAUAGUCAGAAAGAUAUUAUUGAACCAGAAAAAAUGAUUGAAAAUGUGCUCCCAUUGAAUGAAUUGAUAAUUGAAGAACCUCCAUUUCCAAUCGAAAAUGGAAAUCUUCCUGAAUCAGAUAAAAGUUUGAAUAAAGAAGGCAGUGAAGUAACACCUCCUAUUAUUGAGAAUAAAAGGAAAUCAUCCAGAAAAACUGUUAUUCCAAAUAUCAGAAAACAAGAGAAUAAAAGCAAGAAUAAAUCAAAAAAUUCAUCCAAACCUACUGUUAUCAAAAAGCUAGAAGAAACAUCAGAAAGAGAAAACAUAUUAGAAAACAUAUCAAAUACAAUUGAACCUAAAAAGCAUCAAGAAGUAUGUUGGCAAGAUUCAUCCGAAAAUGAGGUACAAGAGAAUGCUUCCAUUGAAGCUAAUUCUAGUCCUAGUAAUUUAGAUACUGUUGUGGUAGACUCUUUCAAGAAACCUAAAAAUUUUCUGGUCGAUACAAGCAUCUCUAACUUCAACAAUGAUAAGAAAAACUCCACUGUAUUCCCGUUAAAAUCUAGUAAGACUAAAAAAAAAGAUAAAAUCAAGCAUGAUUCAGUGAAAGAAAAGCUAAUUUUCAAAUUUCCUAAAAUAAUUCUCAAAGAGCCUAUACUACGUAUACCUCCCAGAGGCAACACAAUAGAAACUACUACUAGCUUCGGAAGUAAACCUGAUAAUUCUCAAGAAAAAGGUGUAAAACUGAUAUUAGACAAUCCAUUUUUAAAUAUAAAAGAACGAGAAGACAAAAUAUCAUCAAUCUCAAAUAUAUCAGAUAUUUUAGGAAAGUCUAUAGAAAAUAAUAUUAUACCAAAACUAAGAAUAUCAAACAAGAAAAAAAUUAGUAAGCACAAAAAAAAGUCCUUUAAACUCUUGAAGAAAGUACAAAAUAACAGUGAAGUUGUUCUCGAACAAAAUCAGGAUGGUAGUUCUGAGAAUAUUAAAAUUUCUCCUGUUUUGAAUCUUCCAAUUGAAAAAGGAAAUACCUCUGUUGAAGAACAUUUUGAAUCGUUACUAGAUGAUUCUAAUAUUCCAGUUUCAACUGAAUCCCCAAAUAUUUCACAUGAUGAACUGAAAAAUAAAACUGAAAUUACACCAAACCAACCAAUAACAAUCAAACUGCAAACAAAUCCUACUAAACGAUCUGGUUCAAAGAAAAAAAGAGAUAAAGUAAAAAAGUUUAGCCUUUCUAGUCAAUUAGAUGACAGAUUCUUCCAAAAUAAUUGUUCUAAUUUGGAAGAAACCAAUAUUUUCAAAGAAUUAUCAUCAACUCAAAUUGUAGAAAACAUUGGUAUUUGUGAUGAAGUAUCUUCGAAGGAUGAAGAGGCCAAAGAGUGUAAAUUUGAUUAUCAAGCAAAUGAACUUGAAGAUACAUUAAAAUCUGGAUCUGAGAUCCAGCAUGAAACAAUCUCAAAAUCCCAACUAGUCCAAGGAAAAACAUCUGCAGAACAAACAAGCAGUUUGGAAAUCUCACAUAUGAGUUUAACAGGUAACAUACCAGUGGAAAGCAAAGAUUGUGUCCCCCCUAGAUCAGGAAGGAGUUUACGAUCCACAGUAAAAAUAACAUACAAACAGUCAAAUAUUUUUGCACUUCAAAUUGAAGAUAAAGAAAUUUCAGACCUCAGAAUAACAGAGAAACCUAAAAGUGAAAAUGAGAAUGUUGUAUUCAAUGAGCUUCCUUCUAUUGAACUGAAAUCACAAGUUGAAGAUGUAAAUACAACCAAUCAUAAGCAGGAAGAAUCAGCUCCAGAGGCCUUAUCAGUCCAAGGCUCAUCAAAGGAAGAUUUAAAAACUACUUGUGUCAAAAGUACAACAAAUAAAAAAGGAAAAACUGAUUUUCAACCAGUUGAUUCUCCAAACCAUUAUCCGAAACAAACAAUUAGUUCUGAAUCCAUAAUAAAUAUAAAACAAUCAAAUCAAUCUGAUGUCCACCAAUUAUCUGAAGAUUAUUCCCAAUUGGAAUUGUUGAAACCAAAAGAACCAGAGAAGGAAAUGAAAAAGCCAACGGAAAAUUCAAAGAAAAAUAGGAAAUCAUCCAGAACUAAAAAAGUAUCUGAUGAGGUCAUUAACAUCAAUUCAACUGAAGGUACCGAAACAGCUGAAAUUAUAAGAAAUCCGGAAGAGAAAAAUGCUGAUGAAUCUGUUCAGACUUCUAUCACUACAAAUAAAAUUUUAGAGGAAAAUUCUGGUGAGUCUUUGGAUGAUAAUAUUUUGCUGCAAGAAAAUAUAACAAAAAAAGUUUUUGCCUUGGACAGUAUGAUUACAGUAGAAACACAUGAGCCAAUUGAAAAUAUUUCAUCUUCAGCUAAAUAUGAAGAUUCAAGUUUCUCAGAAGGUGAAUUGGUCAUAAAUGAGAGUUUUGAGAAUCAAGAAAGUACCAUAUUUGAAGAACCCACAAAGACUGAAAAUAAUUCAGAAAUUGUUGUUGCAGAAAUUGAUACUUUGCUUCAAGGAAAUGAAUUGAUUAAUGGUGAUAACAGUGAAAAUACGAUCUCACAGAAAAAAACACAAAAGAGUAAAAGACAUAAGAAGUCUAGAAGUUCAAAAUCACCAAAAAAGUACUAUCCUGAAGAUCAUAGUAUGAAAACAAGUGAAUCUGCAGAUUUGAAUGAAUUAUUAUCAGUUGGAAAAAAUGACAUUGUAUUGAAUGAAGAAUCAAAGAAUAAAAAAGAAUUAUCAUUAAAUAUAAUCAAGACCCAAAUAGAUGGUCUGCAACCAAUAAAUUUUACUGACUAUAACUAUGGAAAUCCGCCAAAUGUGAAACCUGCACAAAAGAAAACAGAUGAAUUCGAAUUUGAAGAGGAUAUUCUAUCUCUCUCCAAUUUAAGUUCACACUAUAAGGAGAAGAACAAAGAAAUUAAAUGCAAGGAUUUAGUCAUGGAAUCUGUUUCACUUAAUGAAGCAAAAUUGGAAAAUGUUUCCAGUGUGUUUCUUCCAAAUGACUUCAAUAAGGAAAGAUUUUCUCUAGAUUCUAACAUUACUAGGAGACAGAGAUCAGCAAAAUCUAAAGCUUUAGAAAAUAUUAACAUUAUUGAAAAAAAACUUGAUGAAAUUUUACAAAUUGAACUUUCACCAAACCAUAAAAUUUUCGACGAAAAAAAUGAUGUGCCACUUAAAAGUAAAAAGAAAUGUGUAAGCAACAGUCUGGGGAAUGAUGUAAAAGAAUCUAUUGGUAAAGAGACUUCAAUGAAGGAUGGUAAACCAUACAACACAAUUGAUGAUAAUUCUCAAAGAAAGAGUAGAGCUGCUAAAUCCAGAGCAAUUGAAAAUAUGAAAAUUUUAGAAACAAAAGUCAAUGAUAUUGAAGAAAUACCUAGAAGAAAUGAAAAAUUGUAUUGCAAUGAUGAAAUGGAUAAAUUGAAGAACAUAAGCAAACCAAAAGAAAGAAAUACUUCACCAGUAAAAGGGAACAAUAAACAUUUGCUUAAAAACCAUGUGACAACAACAACAAACCAUGAAACAAAAUUUGCCGAAGAAAAACCUAAAGAAGAAAGUAAAACUGAAGUAAAUAAAAUUUCCUCACUUUCUUGUGAAUUGUCUUCUACUCUGCUUGAAACAAAUUUUUUAGUGGCUGAAAGAUCUGGUGAGAAGGAUAACAUUGAAGUGAAUAAUACAUAUAAAAAUGUUGAUAUACAUAACAUCAAUGAUAAAGUGAAAGAGAAAGGGAAAAAUACAAGAAUUAACUUGAUCUUGCAAGAAUCUAAGAUGAAGGAACUUGAAGAAAAAGAUUCCUUCCUUAAGAUCAAUCAAAAAGGAGAUACUUCAACAAUUAAAAAAAAUAAAUUUACGAAAUCUAAAGUAAAAAAUAAUAUCACCAUUGAGAAAGAAAAGGAGGUCAGCGUAAAGAAAGAUAACCUUGAAAGUCAUUGUCAAAUGGAAGACAUCACAAAAUCGAAAUCAGAAAUUGAAAGUGAUGCUCUCAUCAACUUGUUUUCUUUUGGAACACCCUUAGAUAUGAAUCAGAUACAAAAAUCUGGCGACUCUGAAAUUAAAGAAACAAACAAUAAAAAAGACUGUUAUGAUAUAGCUACUAUUGAUGAAGAUCAUAACUUGUGUAGUGAAGGAUCUAUUUCAUUGUCACCCACAAAAAAGAAAAAGAAACCUAUCCGCAAUGAGACUAAACUGAACAUUGUUGAUAUUGAAGAAAAACGUCUGAAAGCAUAUACUGAAGAAAAGUCAACAAUUAAAAGUUGGUGUGUUAAGGACAAAACCUUGGAUCACAAUCACGAUGUUUCUCUGAGAACUGAUGCUAAUGAAACUGAAGAAAUUGAUUCAUUAGAUAUAACUUUGAAGACAACAGUAGAUGAGAUAAGUUCUAUUCUAAUGGAAAACAACCAUGAAAUGAUUAAUUCUUUCACAAACAGAACUUUUGAAGAAACAAGUUUACAUAAAAUUAUGCAAAAUGAUUCUAGAAAGAAUUCCAAUGAUGAAAGACACUGGAGUGUUGAACAGAAAUCGUUUGAUAAACAUUCAGACAAGAAGAAACGAAAGAGAAAUAGAGAUAGUAGUAGUGAAAAUCCUGUAAUAGGUAAAGAAAAGUUAUGGAAUAUAGAAAUCGGAGCAAAAUUUGAAACUGAAAGUAAAAGACGAAGUAGAAGAGCUUGUAAAGUAAAUACCUAUAAUGAAAAUGACUUAGUUGAAGCGAUUUUUGAGCAAGUAGCACCUGAAAAAGAGAAGAUGAAGAAGAAAAAAACAGAAGAAAGCCUUCCUGAUUCUUCCAAUCCGAACAAUAUCCUAAAUAUUCCUUCCAGUGAAGUAUCUACCAAGAAGUUGAAUAGUGAUGAACUAUUUGAUCUACUGAAAGCUACUGCACCAGAUAAUUUAAUUGCUUUGAAACCUGUUGAAGAGAACCCUUCAGAUACCCUUAUUACAGAUGAUAAUUUUGAUGAUGAGUUUGAUGAUAUUUUAAGGAAAUCUCAAGCACUCUUUGGAGAAAAAACCUACAAAAAACUAGAUGAUAUUUGUAGAUCUGAUGACUCUUCUAAUACCUCUAAAUCAACAGGUUUCUACAAAUCGGAUGAAAAUACUACGUCAAAUAAUUUGAUAGAAAAAUCCACAGAAAGUUAUUUUGGUGAACACACUUUCAACAAUUCUAUAUCAUCUGUAAGCAAAAAUGAAAAUACUAAAUCUGAAGAGGCUUCUACCCUGCAAUUAGAUGAUUUGUACUGUGACAUCUGCAAAAAAUCAUUCAAACGAAUUGAUAAUUUGAUCAAACAUAGAACGACUUUGACUCAUAUUGCAAAAUUAUCUGAAAUGGAAGCUAAAGAAGCUGAAAAGAAAUCGAGAGCUGAAAUAGUGAAUAGCAGUGAAGAAUUAUUUUGCACAAAUGUCGAUCUUAUUGCAUCAAAAAAACCAACCAACUCAAGUUAUUCAUUUCCCACUAACACAAGGAACAAUGCUCUAAAAAUUGCUGAGAUUAUAACUGAAGCUUUAGAAAAGCCAGCUUCACAAACAGAUAGAAACUUUUCUGAAAUAAUUACUCCAUUGCCAGAGUAUAGAAGAUACAAAAGCUUGGGAGAAAGGAAAAGUUUUGAAUAUGACAGCAGUCCCAACAUUGGGGAGAAUAUAGAUGUGAAUUCUUAUGAACCCAAGAUCUCCAACAACACAGGAGUCAUUCUGAAAGAGCAGAUCACCUUACUACAGAAUAUUGUUGGCAUUGAUUGUGCAAAUGAUGCAUCUACGUCUUCCUUUCACUCUUUGGGGAAUAGCAUCGGUAGAGAUAGCCCUGUUAGUAUAAUCAGUUCUAAGUUGGAAGAUUCCACCAAUCUUGUAUUUCCAAACGAAAUGGAUAGUGAUAGAAGAAGUAAAGUUGGAGGUUUCCUCAAACCUCCCCAAAUAGAAGAUAUUUCUGAAGACAGUGCACACCUAAAAAAUUCUGAAGAUGUAAAAUCCAGGAAAGUUUUAAAUCGAGAUGAAGAACUUUUUCUGGAAUGUUGCAGCUUGCUCAAAAGUGGCUCAGAAGUAUCGAAUUUCUCCAAAAAAUCUAAUAGAAAUUCAUUUUUCAAUAACGUGUCAACAAAAAUAUUGGAGGAACCAGAUGUACUGGAAUCAAAAAAUGUAAUCUACAAAGUUACAGAAGAUAGCUGUGAUUACUCUAGAAGAGCGACACCUCUAGGAGAUAGUUUUGGUGAUACUUCAAAUUCAAACACAAUUUCCUCAAGUUGGGGAACAAUCAAGAAUGAACAGCUUAAUAAAAACCAGGAAAACUUUUUCAAUUUCAGUCAAACUGAGAAAUACUCUGGUGAUGAUGGAUGCUGUUCAAAUUCAUCAGAAUCCAAGAAUUUGGCUUCCAUAGAUGCUGAAAAAACCAUCUCAAAGCAAAAUACAAAUUCCAACUUGGCUGCCUCAAUGAGCAGAAAAGUAGUGAAAAUUCCUAAUAAAUCGUCCUCAAACAUGCCUACAAAGGGUGCCUUCAAAAAAUUUCGUGGUUUGAAGAUUUCACUUCCAACUAGUAAACUGAACAUGAGUAUUCUCAGAAAGAAGUUAUUAGCUAAGAAAUCAGAAAAUAAUAGUUCUGAUAAAUUUCCAUCUGUGAAGAAACAAUUUGCAUGUGUUAAAACUCUUAGGAGAAAGUCCAAACCUGUUAAAAAUAAGCUGCAAAUUGAUGAUAGAUUCAUUUUCAAGGUUAAUAAAAAACCAAUAUUGAAAGAUACUGAGGAAAACAAAUCAAAAUCGUUCAAGGAAACCACAAAUGAUAAAAUCACUGAUGUUUAUGAUUUUGAAGAAACACAAGAUAACACUGACGUGUUUGCUAAACCUGACUUUAAAUCUUUCAGAGCCAAAGGAACUGAAAUUGUCAAGGGUGAAACUGCACCUGAAAACAAUCUUGAAGCUCAGACUAUGUCUAAUUCUUCAUCUUCAACAACUCUCUCUGGUAAAAAGGCAAAAACAAAUGAAUGUAUCACAAAGAAAAAACAUAUGAUAAUGGGUAGAAUUUUCAAAAAUGCUGUUAAACCUAAAUUGGAUGAAGAAAUCAGAGAUAUUCCAGCUAUAGAUCAUAAUGAGUUAGUCGAAAAUUAUGUUAAGAAUUGUACUCCUAAAAACGAAGAAAAAGAAUUCAAAAAACCCAAAAUGACUGAAGAAGAAAUGAAUAUUCUAUUUGAUAAACUUUUGGACAAACCUGCAGAAUCUCCUAAAAAGUCAUGUAGUACAAACAAAAUAGAUAAUAAAAAUAUUGGAAUCAAAAAGAAACUGAGAAUGAAAUGUAAAAAGAGACAACGAACAAAUUCUGAAUCGACAGAUGAUGAAUUUGGAUUAAAUAGAAUUGUGAAACGAAGGCCUGGAAGAAAAAACGCAAAAGAAGAAGAUAAUAGCAUAAAUUUAGAACAAGAAUUGAAAGAAUGCAUUGGAGUUGCAAGCAGAAAAAGUCAAAGAAAAUGUACCAGUGGUAAACAGAAUGUGCUAGUUGAGUAUUGGAGCUCCGAUGAGUCUGCCUUCGAAACAUUUCUUGAAAAUCAUCUUCAAGAACUUACUGAAAAAUCCGAUUUACCUAUUCCUACUGUCAUGCCAGAUAAACAAGAAAAUGAGAAAAUCCCUUAUGUUCCAAAAGAAAAUCCCCCUAAAAGCUCCUCUAUAUGUGUUAAAAAUAAAAAACCUAAAUCUAAACCCAAAGUUUCAUCCAAAAAAAAGGAAUCUAAAGAGUUAUUAUCCCCAACAAAUGAAGCCUUGGAAACCUCAGUUCAGUCUAACCGUAGAAAAAGAACUGCUGCUCAUCCUCUCUACCACUGGUCCAGUUCUAGUGAAGAUGAAUCGCAAGAUCUUAUCGAGAUAAAGUCCAUCCGAGAUGACCCUGAAGAUGAGUAUGAUGAAGAAAGACCUGUACAACAUGGUUGGAUAGUAGGCGAUUCUCCAAAAAAGUUGGUAACUAUGCUUGCACAAGCCAAAGGAAAGAAAACAGAACCUGAAUCAUUGGUGAAAGAACAAGGAAAAAAGAAAAACUCCAAUAGUUGACAUUAGGAAUUUGUAGGUUAAAUAUUUAUUAUCUUAAUAUUCCAAAGGACAUAGAUAUGCAUUUAUAGGGAAGGACAGUGAGUGUGUAUGUAUAGAAUUAAUGUGGAGAAAAUUAGGACAACGUAUUCUUGGUAACCUAUUUGAAACUCUUUAGAAGGCGCUGAAUAAAUUUGUUAUCUGUUUGAAGCUAUAAUAUAGAAAUUGUAUAUGAAAUUUGAAUAAAAUUAUAGAAAAAUGUAAAGCCAUAUCGCAUUAAUAUUUGUGAAACCUGAAUGGCAGCUCUACAAAGAUAUAGCAAGCAUUAAUGAUACCAUUUUUCAAGUGGAAGUUUUGUCUAUUUGAAUUAUUAUAAUUGUUUGCUCAGAUUUUGAACCAUACAAUUCAAAUAUUUCUUGAAAACUUUUGCUUUCAGUAGAAUUUCCAACAGGAUCUUUGAUCAUUUUUUUAUUUUACUAUAUUUUCCAUGCAGAUAUGAAAUUUAGUUAGGCCAUUGGUAUUUUGAAUAAUUUUUAUGAUACUACACUUUCAGAAUUUUUUGAAUUCAGGAAAAUUUUGCCAUAUUACAAUUUUGUAGAUCUCAAAAUGUCUUUAAAAUCCUAUUCGUAGAAUAUAUUAAUUAUUUGGUUUUAAGUAAUUUUAAAUUUUUAUGAAAGUUCCAAAUAUAAAUUGGCUUUUAUACAGCAAUUUUGAUUGGUCUAGUCUUCUCGAAAUAUUGUAUAUAGAAAGUAUAUCUACUUAAUGAAUUUUAUUUUUAUUUUCUACAAAAUCUUUGUUUUUCAUUGAAAUAUUGUUACUUUAUCAGAUUAUUUUAGUAUAGGCAGUAGGUAAAUACCUCUCAAUGUUGCUUUGAAUGUUAAGUUCUCAAUAAUCAAGACACCAAAUUGCUUUAAUAUCUCUGAAAAUUUUAUGUUUUUUUCUGCUCAAUAUUACACGUUGAUAUUGGGAGGAGCCUAUUCCAAAUUUAUUUUGAAAGUUAGAUAUUUCUUUCCUACAUUUGAAAGAAAAAUCUCUUGAUAUUUUUAUUCUUCAAAAGUUGAUUUGUUCAUGUUGCUUGCUGUUUCCACUGCCAAUUUGUGCCUUUGGCCAUUGUAAAUUUGGGUCGUGAUAAUAUCUUAUGUACAUAAUAUAAAAAUGAAUAUAAAAUGUUGACAGGAAGCAUAGUAUGUGUAAUUAUUAUUCAUGUAUUGGGAACAAACUGGAUUGGUGAAAUAACUGUUUGUCAGCAUUAAAUAUGUAUUGGUAAAAUUAAAAAAAUUUUAAUAAAAAAUUCCCCAUAAA
Harmonia axyridis is the source of this 15252-nucleotide messenger RNA. RefSeq lists its product as uncharacterized. NCBI's taxonomy places the organism in Eukaryota, Metazoa, Arthropoda, Insecta, Coleoptera, Coccinellidae. The coding region runs from base 241 to 13974 and encodes 4577 amino acids. The record is from RefSeq and is a predicted model, not a curated record. The transcript has 5 exons.